Molecule: messenger RNA, 7513 nt
Organism: Nothobranchius furzeri (turquoise killifish)
Lineage: Eukaryota; Metazoa; Chordata; Actinopteri; Cyprinodontiformes; Nothobranchiidae
Gene: dusp3a
Product: dual specificity phosphatase 3a
Biological process (GO): protein dephosphorylation; negative regulation of MAPK cascade
Cellular component (GO): cytoplasm
Molecular function (GO): protein tyrosine/serine/threonine phosphatase activity; MAP kinase phosphatase activity
Source: RefSeq, a predicted model, not a curated record
ACGCAGCUGGGAUAACCUGAAGGUCUCCCGCCUCUUCAGGCACCUUCCAGAUUAAGGAAGCGCGCGCACGACUCAUGUGCAAAGGUAAAAUGCGCUUGAGCAGCUGGAGGAGACUCACGAGUCAUACGCUGGCGUUAAUCUAACAUUCAUCUGUGAGCAAAAGGAGCCAUGAAGAAACACCUGAGCCCCUCGAAACAACCUCACAGCCCGUGUCCGCCACCGCCGGUUCCGAGCGGUGAAAUCACCGUCCACCAACUCAACGAGCUCCUGUCCGACGGAAGCGGCUUCUACAAUCUACCGACCCAACACUUCAACGAGGUCUUCCCCAGAAUUUAUAUCGGAAACGCGUUUGUAGCUCACAACACAAUGCGUCUGCAGAAACUUGGAGUGACGCAUGUCCUCAACGUGGCAGAAGGUACCUCCUUCAUGCAUGUCAACACUAGUACCGAGUUCUACGCCGGCACCGGCAUCACGUACCAUGGCAUCUCGGCCAACGACACAGAAAAGUUCAACCUCAGUGCCUUCUUUGAGGAGGGAGCUGAUUUUAUUGACAAAGGACUAGCGCACAAUAAUGGCAAAGGGAAGGUGUAUGUACACUGCAGAGAAGGCUACAGCCGUUCUCCAACCAUGGUGGUUGCUUACCUCAUGCUGCGCCACAAAAUGGAUGUCCGGCAGGCACUGCGCACUGUGAGGCAGAAGAGGGAGAUCGGUCCUAACGAUGGCUUCCUCCGCCAACUGUGCCAACUGAAUGAGAAGCUGGCGAAGGAAGGCAAGCUGAAUGGGGAGGUGGGAAAAAUAAAGACUAAAUGAAAGCAGGAGAGGUGUGAAAAUGAAAGGACCCUCUGUCUCCUCACAUCAGGCCUUUCAUGGGCUUUUAGAGGCCAGUCCCACCCCGACCAAACCAGCACCCAUCCAACAUAUCAGGGGUAUUCUGAGAUCAUUAUUGGUCAUAACAAACACAUUUUACUUUCUUUCUUUUCACUGGUAUGUAGAGUUUGAUUUCAAAAACUAAUAACACUAUCUGUACCCUCUUUUACAUUACACAUGUCAGCAGAAUAUGCUGCACACCACUUGGAAAGCUCUAGCUAAGGUACUUUAAGCAUUCCUUUAUUUCCAACAAGUUAAUAAAGUGAAAACUACAAAUUUAUACAGAACAGAAGAAUAUAGCACAAUCAUUCCAUAGUUUUUCACUGCCGGAAUGUCAGUGAUGUCUCAGUGGGCAGGAGCGCUCCAUUAAUUCCAAACCAACUCCUAAAUACUGGAUGGCAUGAUGGAACUAAGAAAGACGUGAGUGGAUGGAAGACAAUUCCAAACAUUCCAUAAAAACUGUAGAAGAUUCCCAGAUUCAAUCCAGUUAAGGUGUUCUGUUUCUGCUCUGAUGUUUAAUGCACAAAAACGAAAAGAAUUUCUCACGUUCAUCUGCAUCCCAGCUCCGACUGUAGCUCUGUGUACCGUUUCAGUUUUUGCCUCUAGUUUGACAAUGCUGACAGUGAACGUGACUGCUGGUACAAAGAGAGCGGCACCGAGGAACCGUGAGGGUCGAGCUAAUUAAAAGUAAAGAGCUGCGUGGACUACUCACGUUGUAACCGCAUUUCGCUACGGAUGUGAUGAACGUUCCUUUUAGUUAGAUUGUGGAACCAGUUAGCAUCUACAAUGAAAAGAGCCUAAAUCAAAAAAAAUUUAAACUAGAGAAAUAUUAUCAUUAUUAUUAUUAUUAUUAUUAUCAUUAUUAUUAUUAAUGUAAGAAUAAAAUCUAAAUGCUGUUGCUUUUAGAGAGAAAAAUUGAAGGAUGAGUAAUAUUUAAAGUCAGGUUUUCUCUUUAGUUAUGCAUCUUUAAAUAAUUGGCAUUAUGGGUAAACCUAAUUUUAAAAAAGGCUCUUCAAGUAUCAUCUUCAAAUUACGUUAUUCUGUUGAUUUUAAUGCAUUAGUAAGACCUUAGUACAAUAAAUCAUUCAAACAAAAGUUACAUUUUCUUCACCACCGGUAUCACCGCUAUUAAUUUAUUAUAAAAAGCACCUUAAUGCUUUUAAUUAUUGUUAUGAUACAAGUGGAAAAUUCAGGCUUUAAUAUACAUUUUCACGUUUUCAGUUUGAGUUUGCUGGUUGUAAAGAUGAUUUGUUUUCUUUUUGAAUUAAAGAAACUUGGAUGGAGCGGGCUUGUAAUGUUCAAAAGUGACUGAAAAUGCAUCUGACCACAUCAACAGCAGUGCUUCUGUCUGAAAACUCCUAACUGUUUUCUUACCUUUUUUUUAAAGUUUGAAAAUACUUUUUUGUGCGUCAAACUGUGUUUACACAGUGUACUUAAGUAUUCCACAUGCAACAUAUAAACACUGCUUUUUCUCAGCAACACAAUUAAAGGACAAAUUAAAUUAUUUUUUUCUUAAAGUGACAGUGUUCAGUUUCCCUGGCAGUAAGGGGCAGUAGAUACCUAAAUCAUUGUAAGCAAGCAUUGUUUUUGUGUUCAAGUACGACAAUACCAACAGAUGGCGCUUAGGGUCAAAAAUCCUUGGGAGUGCAACCUCCAGCAAAACAACAAGAACAUCAGAUUCCCUUUCAUCACUUGCAACAAGUGAAUAGCUAAAUGUGUAAAAGAACAACGUUUAUUAAUGCUGAAAGUUUUGUAACCAUUUGUUACACAUCAGUAAAUGCAUUCUGUCCUCAUGGGCUUCCAUAGAAGGAAACAUGGCAUCAGUGGCGGUUUUACCAUUAGGCAUAGGUCGGUGGCCGCCUGGGGGCCCAUUAUGUUGGGGGGCCCCUAGUCCUGACUUCUGGCACCCCUCUAUUAAUGCCACAUUGGACUAUUCCUUUAAGACGCCGAUGCACAAACAGGAAGUGAUUGGUAGUCAUUCCACUCCAAUCAAGUUGGUGGCAGUAAUUCACCAAAUUGUUGUUUGCCAAGUGCCAUGACACCACAAAUAAGAAGAAGAAGAGAAAGCAGAAAAAAGAAGUGAGGCGGGAGCGUUCGUAACAAACUAAAAGCAGUAGUCAAAACAUUAAGCAUGACAUGGAGUUAUCCUAGUGGCUCCAAUAAGAGAAUGAAGCAGCUUGCUUUAAAAAAGCUUUUAUCUUCACCUCCGAAAGUGACAUUUUUUUUCUCAAUGUAAACAUCAAAAGGAAGCAGAAAGGAAAAACAAUGGAAAAUGUUUCAAGGGAGGAAAACGUAGACCAAAAUGGAAAAUAGAAGAAGAAAAAAAAGAAAGGCAAAAGCACAGGAGCACAGACAGGAAGAAGAAAGCAGAGCAAAUAUUGAAAGCACUCAAAGGGAGAGAAAGACAGGAAAAAAGAGGAGGACUAAUAAAAAGUGAAGAUAACUCAUGUCAGAAGAGGGGAGAGUUUUGCAAAUCCAGUUAAAGAUAAGAUUGUCGAAAAUUUAGUGUAAGGGGGCCCCAUGUCUGUGUUAGCCUUGGGCCCCCAAAUUGCUAAAUCCACCACUGCAUGGCAUCCAAUAUGGCGUCACCCAGAGACUUAGACCCGCUCCCAUGUACUUAAGACCCAAUGUUUAUGGUUAUAUGUUAUGAAACCGCCAAUAUUUUUCUAAACUGGGUAUCUUUUAAUUCAUUUACAACAUUUCAAUGGAUAUUUCUAGAGAUUAAUGGUAAAAACUACACAUUGUCACUUUAAGCCAACAUAGAGUCAACUCAAUUCAACUCUACACAGUUCAGGUGGUUUUCCAAUUGAGAAACAACUGCAGUGACUGGGCAGCCCCUAAAACCUAGCUUGAGAUGAUUUAUACGCAACACAAAGUAGAGCGAGGAGAUAUUUUGGUCAGACUCCAAAAACAAAAGACACAAAGAAAAGGCAGCAGGCAGUGAGGCAAAACACCCUGGAGAUGGCCAGGAGAGUGUAGGUGACUUCACUCCACCGCCCCUAGCCAAUCAGUGACCAACAAUCUUAUGAUGUUGUGUUUUCAGUCUGGCGCUGUCCACUUGGUUCGCCAGUGAAGUUAAUUCUAAAUGAAAGAGGCAACCAUGGACCCGAUACAAGGUGCAAAAGCUCUGGAAGUGCAUCAAGCUGCAUUGAGUAGGCGCCACAGGUUCUUGCUGGGAAUUUGAACUGAAAUGGUCAUAUAAUGUAAUUUUAAACUAAUAAUGUCAUGCAUAGUUUGCUGGUCACACUUUUAGCCCAACAAGCUUACUUCCACUCAGUUUACAAGAAAGCUGAGUGCUUUGUUGGCAAUUUCUUCAUGAAGGAGAUUUAAUCAUGGUCAGACUUUCAGCUGAACUCCUAAAUAUAAAGAAGUAUUCUCAGAUUUAUUUGUCUGUUCAAGAAGAUUUUUAAAGUCAAUUUCAAACCAGAGGCUUGUAGUGCCACAGUGAGUCAGGCUGAAAGGAUACUGUUGGCUUAAGGUUUCAGUCAUCACACCGGAGAGUUUUCCACUGCCAGUUCCCUCACAGCCAUUCAGCAGGUAUCAAACACCACUGUUUCAUCAACACAGUUUGUCAGAAGUCCACACACAACAUGUCACUCGUUCCACUCCCGAAUGUGUGCCAAACAAGAGUUAUGCACACAUAAAAAAAGCCUUUUUGUGUUUGUCUGCAUCAAAGCAUUGCUAUAUAUGUCAAUACUCUUAUCAGAUAUCUAGAAUGUAAAGGCACUGAAUCUGACUAACCCAACUCGCUGCGUAUAACAGCUUUAGCUCAAUAGUUCAUUAUUAACUUGUAAUCUAAAGCUAACACGAGGAAGACAAGUUAAGUGUUUCUAACUCCUAGUUGCUUCAGCCUCUGUAUUUCAGGUUUCAGAGUUUAUAUUUCUCUGAGUCCGUGUGGAAGUUUUUUUUUUCACCUCAUUAAUGGCACUAUUUAUUCCUCCUUUUAUAUAUCUGUAUACAUUCAAAUAUAAAUAUAUAUGUAUACUGUAUAUACAUAUUUAUGUGUUGACAUAUAUGAAUGUACAAGCAAUGUGUCUAUAAUCUGUAGGUAUCGUCGGUUUGUCUCAACUAUCAUGUUUGUAUAUUCAUUUUUUGUUUCAUAGUAAGUACAUAUGCAUCGACAUUCAGAUAUGAUGUGCAUGUAAAACGUGUAAUUGUAAUUUUUUACUGGGUUCCCUGUGUUUUUAUCAACAUAGGUUGUACUUUUUUCAUGAAAUACGUUACUUGUGGCAGCAAAGGUGCAAUUGGAUUGUCACUAAACAAACACAUCAUACUGGAUGUUUUGGUAAAGAAAUCCAUGUUUGUUUGAAGAAUGCAGAGAUUGUACAUGUUGCACCACAUUAAAACGUUCUUUGUAAUUAUUUGCAAUAAUUUCACUCAUUCACUCAUCACAUCUGACAGGAAGGUUCACCCCUGCAUAUUACUAAUCAGCCUAAAUAAUGAAAUUACAUGAGACAAAAUAAAAAAAAAUCCCUGAAAGAUUUCUUAUACUUAGCAGUCUUUUUAAAUUGACCCAUUUUGGAAUGUUAAUUGGAUCUUUGCCUCUGAUGUACAGAUCUAUUGAAACAGAAAUCUAACAGCUGUUGUUUAAACAUGUCGCCUCUGUCGCCCCCCAGUGGCUAAAUUCUACUUUCAGGGUAUUUCUCCACAAUUACUCUUUCUAGAACAUGUAAUGUAAUAAAUGGUAAACAAUUAUGUGAGUACAGAUAAGGGGUAGUUUGAAAGUCCUCUUAUGUCAUAAAAUCCACUAUUUAGACUCCAGACAUACACCAUCUGUCCUAUUAUGUGCUCUCUUGAGCCAGAUAUGGUAAUAUACUCACAAGGUGAUAAAAGUAAGUUCAGUCUGCUACACAAGAACACAUGUGCAAUAUUUCUGGUUCAUGCACAACGUCAACACUUUACUUUUGGUCAUGUGAAAACAUUGAUCUAAAGCUGCAUAUUUAGUUUUACCUGCAAAAAUGCUUGGGGGGAAAAAUCAGGCAACAGGAGUUAAUAUUUAGGAUUGCUUUUGGGUUUAAUUCGAUGCAUGUGUUACGAUGCACGCUUCAUUUCCCUUCAGCUCAUUUUACACCCCUCUUCAUACUUGGACAGAGAACAGCAUCACUCUCAGCUCAGUAAACUAAAUUGUCACUAUGCUGCACAAAAACAUCUUAAAACCUGCACCACAUAGUCGGAUGGUUCUGGAUUUCACUUAUCUGAAUGGUCACAUUUGCACUGCCUUCCAUCGGACUACACAAGGUUAAACAAAAUUUCUUCUGGUUAGAUUUUAAUGCCACAAUUCAUCUAAAUUUGCUGAAAGUUUUGGAAUUGGAUCAAAUGUAUGGCAAAAUCAACUGUCUACACAGAAUUGUUGAGUCAGACAUUUUCCAAUGUACAAACCAAUUUUGGUAACCAUUAGCCAAAGUCACCAAUAGGCUUUCUGCCACCAAGGUAAACAAAACAUAUGAGAAAAUAGUUAAAAAAGCGAUCAUGUCUCUUUUUCUCAGUAACACUGCCACCUGUUCAACUCAUAUUUACACUUUAUUUUUUCAUGACAUCUGUAAUCUUUCUCCAUGUUUUGCCACAUUUUAUCCCUGUCUGUUUACCUGAUACCAGCAUUGUUCUGUGGAUGAUGUUAUGUAUUACCAAGAAUGUGAAAUGCUGUUAAUGUAUACUGGUAUAUAUGCUGAGUAUGUAACACAAGGUGAAUUAAUGUGAAUUGCUGCAUUUUGUUAUUCUAACCGGCCUAUACUACUACAGUGUAAAGAUCGGACAGUGUUUGAAUGUAAAGUCAAAACUGUAGAUUUUAUUCUUUAUUUUUGAGUGACGUUUGGUUGGUGUUAUGAAUUUUUCUGUUAAAUAGUAGAAGUUUAAUUAUUUUUGCUUUUAAACAAAGAUUUAUUAUUUUCUGAAAUCAUCCGUACAAUACCGAAGGUGUGCUUGUGACGUACUUCUCCAGCCAUUCACCAUGUUGCUUUUGGAUCAUUCACCUACAUGUGGGUAGUCGGCACUGGGCCACAACUGUAAUUGUAACUCAUUAGCAGAGCAGUGGAGGCUUGUUGAAUCAGUCCAACACAACCAGGUAGUUAAAAGCACCUAAAUGGACUUUUAAAAGUCAUUUCCUGUGAUUUUCACCUACAUCCACAGUCUCAAGUGGUGUGAGAUGAUGGUCAGUUGAUAUCUUACAGCAUGGAAACCCAUCUGGUUUUAACUUCUCUAAAUUGUCCACGAUGUAGUAAUCUCUACCCUUUGGAACUAUUUCAAACAUUUGUUGGAAAUUACUUACAAAUACCGUUUGGCCCAGAAAACAGCACAUCUGUCCUCAUCUUCUCAGCUUCAUUCUGAUAACUGGCUUAAAGCAGGCAUUUUAGCACAAAUGAGCAAGCUGCCUGACUCCUUUGGAGUGUGCUACAUGGUUUUGUCUUGUCACAAGAUGUCGCAGAGGUCUUUGUGAGAUUUGCUGCAGAUGUUUGUCACCUCAUCAUCACCCAAAGCCUUACAGUACCGAUCGAUUAGAGAUGCUUUUGAGUUUGUGUAUUUCACUUCGAACUGUUGAAAGGGGUCGGCCCCGUGUAAACUGAGAUGUUGAAGUGCACUUGGUUUUAAAUUAUUUUUCUUACCUAGAAGUCCCUUUCCUAUGUUUAAGAAAUAAAUGGAUGAGAUAUUA